Messenger RNA from Sus scrofa (pig), 6822 nucleotides. It is a transcript of the gene GRSF1, whose product is annotated as G-rich RNA sequence binding factor 1. Gene Ontology annotation, molecular function: RNA binding. Lineage: Eukaryota; Metazoa; Chordata; Mammalia; Artiodactyla; Suidae. The record is from RefSeq and is a predicted model, not a curated record.
CCGAGGGCGGAGCCCGGGCGGAGCCGCGAGCUCUCCUCCGCCUCCUCCUGACUCGCCGCUGCCCCCGGUACCCGCGGCGCAUGUGCCCGGCAACCCCUCCCCGGCCCUGGAUUCCGCUUCCCCUUCGCUCGCGCUGCAGCCGCAGCCGCCUUCAGGCCCUGCGCCGCCUCCAGAGUCCAUGGCCGGGACGCGCUGGGUGCUCGGGGCGCUGCUCCGGGGCUGCGGCUGCAACUGCAGCAGCUGCCGGCGCACCGGCGCCGCCUGCCUGCCCUUUUAUUCGACCGCCGGCUCCUUCCCGUCGGGCGUCUCGGGCCGUCGCCGCCUGCUGCUGCUGCUCGGUGCCGCGGCGGCCGCCGCCUCGCACACGCGGGGCCUCCAGAUCGGGCCUGCCCCUGCCGGGAGGCUGGCGGGGCCUCCCCCCGCGGCCGCCUCCGCCGCCGCGACGGCUGCCGCCUCCUACCCGGCCCUGCGCGCCCCUCUGCUAUCGCCGUCUUUGACGGCGGCCGCGGGUCCGGCGCGGGGUUACUGCCAGGAGUCCAAAACUACCUACCUGGAAGACCUGCCACCUCUCCCUGAGUAUGAACUGCCUCCGUCCAAGUUAGGAGAGGAAGUGGAUGAUGUUUAUCUCAUUCGAGCUCAAGGAUUGCCGUGGUCGUGCACAGUGGAAGAUGUGCUUAGCUUUUUCUCAGACUGCAGAAUUCGAAAUGGUGAGAAUGGAAUCCACUUCCUUUUAAAUAGAGAUGGGAAACGAAGAGGUGAUGCCUUAAUUGAAAUGGAGUCAGAGCAGGACGUGCAAAAAGCCUUAGAAAAACACCGUAUGUACAUGGGACAGCGGUAUGUGGAAGUAUAUGAGAUAAAUAAUGAAGAUGUGGAUGCCUUAAUGAAGAACCUGCAUGUCAAAUCUACACCUAUGGUGAAUGAUGGUGUGGUUCGUUUGAGAGGACUUCCUUAUAGUUGCAAUGAAAAAGAUAUUGUAGACUUCUUCGCAGGGCUGCAUAUAGUAGACAUUACGUUUGUCAUGGAUUACAGAGGGAGAAGAAAAACAGGAGAAGCCUACGUGCAGUUUGAAGAACCAGAAAUGGCCAACCAAGCCCUGUUGAAACACAGGGAAGAAAUUGGUAACCGAUAUAUAGAGAUAUUUCCAAGCAGAAGGAAUGAAGUUCGAACACAUGUUGGUUCUCAUAAGGGAAAGAAAAUGGCCUCUUCUCCCACUGCUAAGUACAUAACUGAGCCAGAAAUGGCCUUUGAAGAAAAUGAAGUAAAUGAGGAUGUCCGACCCAUGACAGCUUUUGAAAGUGAAAAGGAAAUAGAAUUGCCUAAGGAGAUGUCAGAAAAGCUUCCAGAGGCUGUUGAUUUUGGAACUACAUCUUCAUUACAUUUUGUCCACAUGAGAGGAUUGCCUUUCCAAGCCAAUGCCCAAGACAUUAUAAAUUUUUUUGCUCCACUGAAGCCUGUUAGAAUCACCAUGGAAUAUAGCUCCAGUGGGAAGGCCACUGGAGAAGCUGAUGUGCACUUCGAGACCCAUGAGGAUGCUGUGGCAGCUAUGCUCAAGGAUCGGUCCCAUGUUCACCAUAGGUAUAUUGAAUUGUUCCUGAAUUCAUGUCCAAAAGGAAAAUAAGACUUACAGGGAUUCCAGAUAAUAAGGAUGAAGCAAGAAGCAUUUCAUUUGCACAUCUAUCUUGGACAUGGGAUAUUAUUAUAAAGUUCUGGUUUUUCAGCAGCAACUGCUAGAGAAACGAUUUGGGGGUUUUGAGUUAAUUGCUUAUAAGAAAAAUUCCAUAGUGGACUGUUUAGAAAGCAAAAGAAAAGAUUCAGUUUGGGAUUAUGAAAUAAACCACAAAUAUAAUUUUUUUGUUUAUAAACUGUCCAGGAUCUGAUUAAAAAAAAAUCUAGUCUUUAUUUUAUAUGAUUAAACAGUUUGUUUUCAUAGAGCAUAUGUGACCCAGUGUAAAGACUGCAUAUUUUUAUUCAGCACUGUCCUUUAAAAUCUUUCUCCCAUUUUAAAAAUGAUCUGUUUGAGAUUUUGUGUUUUGCCUGUGAAUUAAGAGCUCUGAUGUAAAACCUCUCAUGGAAUAAAAAUUCUGAUUUAUUUUAACCAAAUACUCACCAAAGCAAGGAAAGAUUUCAGACCUUUGAACCAUUAUGGUUUGGUAGAGUAGUUUUAAUUUUAGGUGUAUUCCAUUAUUUAGAUAGAGGUAGGAAUUUUAAAAAAACAAUCAAAAAUAAAUACCACAAGUUAGUGAGUGCAAAUGACAACAGUUUGGCAGUUUUAUGUCUUUAGAGAUGUUUUGCCUUUCUAAGCCUUGUGCUAAAGGCAUUUAACAUUAGUGCCUGUAUAAUUAAGGAGGGAAUUAUAUAUAGUCUCAACUUAAAAGUUGUCUGAACACCCUCCCCCAUCACCUUUUUCUGAUUUUUAGGUAAACCUUAAGGUGCGUGCUUAGUCUCCAAACUGUGAAGUGACAGGUCGUGACAGCCUUGACCAGUAGGGAUAUUAAUGGCUUCACUUGAAUUUAAACCAGCUCUCGAUAGGAAAGAAUCUAAGUCUCCUCAUCUGCUUUUUCAGUGGGGUAGCACAUCCCAUAUUUUAGAACAAGUAGGGGUGCCUUGCUUAAAUAAAAUAGCAUUUAAUGUAUAAUCGUGUGAAGGGUUUAUGGAAAAGCUGUAUUUCUGUCACAUUGUGGCAGUACCUUCUGCUUUAAUAUUAAACAGCUUGUUAUUUAAACAUUGGAUCAAAAUGGCUGGCUUCAAAAUGUAGUCCUUAAUAAACUAAUUUUAUGUGCACCUGUGUAGAAGAAUCAAAGUCCUGUAUACUUUCUUUGCCUUCUUCCUGUUCUCAAGGUGACAAUUGUCAUGUGGUUACCAGGAGAUGCAAUUCUAGUUCUUAAAAUUGAAUUAGCCCAGAUAUCUGAGAGGUGAUAUCUGGAGGAGAGAUUAUGUCUUCUCUCACUUAAUGCAUAACCAUCUUUGAUUACCAACUAAGAUACGAAAUCACCGUACCAUAAGUAGUCAAUAAAUGAAGAUGGGCUGAAGAUUACCUAAGAGUAUUUAUUUUGAAUCAACCUAAUGUGGUUUUUUUGUAUUAAGUCCUGGUAUAAUAGUAUAAGAAGAAAUGGUUAAUUUUUAGUUGAGUUUGUUUUUAUCAUCCUGUAAGGACAUGAUUUAAUCAAUCAGCUUGUCAUCUUCCAUAUUGCUCCCUAGAUAAAAAUGUAUUUUCAAAGGUAGUUGAGUGUACUGAGCAUUGAGAACUGGUGUCUAUAGCUGUAUGAGCUAUUAGAAUGCGAUCUUUUCUUUCUCUCUCCUUAGCACUAGGUUUCUAAUUUGCUGUGGAAAAAAAUCUGCAGGGUCCUUUGGGAUUGGGGUUAGUGAGGAAUUAAUUCAUUUGCAGUUAACUCUAUUUUAUUAUUAUUACUUUUUUAAUAGUUAUUUUAAAGCUAAUGAGUUUCACUUGUACAUCUGGAAAUGCAUGAGAACAAAUGCAUUAAGAUGUGUGGUGGGUAAGUUUGAAGAGUAUCUUUUUGUCACACCAUGGCUGAGUUCUCAGUACAGUAGGUGGGCUUUUUGGAAAGGCAUCUAAUGAAUUCAUAUACUUUCCUAUAUCCCCUUUAAUUUGGAAUAUUGCUCAUAAUUUAGGCUAGUAAAUGAAUAAUUGCCGACAAGGCAAAUGUACUAACUGGAAAGAAAAGCACAUAAAAGACUAAAAGUAAUCUUUUAUUUCUAUCCAAUCAAAAGAAAUACUUCUCUCUCUCGCAAUUUGACAGAACUGAGUUGUGCAUCAUCAUUUGCUAUUGAAAGAAAUAAUGACAGUGAAAUUUUGCUCUUCUGUUUGGGUCCUUUAUGUCUUUAUAAGCCCCUUUGUGGUAGAGCUAUCAAGAACAGUCACUCAUAUCCUGCUUUGGCUAGCUUGAAAGAAUUGCAGGAGAGGACAUUCCUAAGGAGCAUGUAGACACUAAGAAAAUUGGCUGAAGGUCGUGACCUAAUCUGUUAUUCUCACUGAUACCAGAGAGGGAAGCAGAACCAUUUUUGUUUGUCCGUCUCUUCUUGCAUGAAUGAGGCUUCUGCCAGGUGGGAAGGGAGACCGAGUCUGCUAUGGAGCAGGAGGCUCUAAAUCCUUCUCACAACUCCUGAAGUAUGGAGAAACAAGCCAGAGGAAACCACUUCCAUCUCAGUGACGUUUUUUGAGGCAGCAACCCUGCUCAUUAUUAGUUAACUUGCCUUCUUGGCAUCUUCUGCCCUUAGCAGUCCUUUAGCAGAUUCUCAUUUGGCGAUUUUUCUCUGAGUGACAUCCUAUUCAUUUUAUACUUUAAAACAUUGCAUUAUUUUCAGAGUGUCCCCCAAAUUCUGUGAAAGCAUUCACAUUCAAUUGGUAGGACCUGUAUUAGAGAGUAGAAAGGUGUAUCUCAGGAGUAAAGUGCCUAAGUUCUAGAGGUUUGGGGGGAGAAAUUGCUGUAAAUGUUGUAUGGAGACAUUUUUCCUGCCUGGAUUUAGCAGAUUAGAAAAUAAAUCUCUGGAGUUUGUAUGAAGAGAAUAAAGCUGCUAUAAAUGUUGUGUGUAGGUUUUUGUGUAUACAUAAGAUUUCAGCUCAUUUGGGUAAAUAACCAAGAAGUGUGCUUGCUGGAUCAUAUGGUGAGACUAUGUUUAGUUUUGUAAGAACGUGCCAGACUGUCUUCCAACGUGGCUGUACCAUUUUGCAUUUCUAACAGCAAUGAAGGAGAGUUCCUGUCUUAACUCAUCCUUGCUAGCAUUUGGUCUCAUCAGUGUUUUUUACUUUUAGCUAUUCCAAUAGGUGUGUGGUGAUAAUCUAGUUUUAAUUUGCAGUUCCAUGAUUACAUAAGAUGUUGAUAUCUUUUUGUAUGUUUAUUUGCAUCUGCAUAGUUUCUUUGGUGAGGUGUCUCUUCAGGUCUUUUGCCCAGGUUUUUAGUUGUUUUCUAUUGAAUUUUAGGAAGGGGAUAUAGGAGGGUUUAAUUUGGUUCUUAAGCCUUGAUGAUAUGAAAAUAAAUAGGAUAAUUUUUUGUUUAUAUUUUUUGAAGGAAAUAAAAUUCAAGGGAUAAGAAGGAGUGUACAGUGAACAGUCUUCUUAUCAUCCUAUACUUCAGCACAUUUCCCCUUCUUAAGCAACCUUAUCAUCAGUUUCUAAUGUAAACUUCCAGUGAUUUUACUGUAGGGAUAGCAAAUAUUAGUGGGCAUUUUCAUUUAUUUUAAAAAUAUAAAUUGUAGUGUACUAUGCAUCCUCUUCUGUACCUUUUUUCCCAUUUAGUACAUCCUAAAUAUAAGUAUAUAAAAUCCUUUCUCACAUUUUUAAAACAAUUUUACAGUAUGGAUGUACAUAAUUUAACCUGUCAUUACUAAUGAACAUGUACAUUAUUUCCAAUCUUUUGUUAUGUAAUGCUGAAAUGAAUUACCUUCUAUAAAUUUGUCGUUUUGUACAUACAUAAACUUCUCUGUAGGAUACAUGGUCAAAGUAUGUGCAGCUGUAAUUUAUAUCUAAAAUUAAAUUUAUAUCCAUAAUUUAUUUUUUCUUAGUUUGCACCUGCAAUGCAAAUGCCUAUUUCCUGUAGCCUCCCAGCACAGUUUUUUAGCAAUCUUUUCUUUGCCAAUCUGCCAAGGUUAAAAAAAACCGGGAGUUUCCUAGUGGCAUAGUGGGGUAAGGAUCCAUCAUUGUCACUGCUGUGGUGUGGGUUUGAUCCUUGGCCCAGAACUUCUGCAUGCUGUGGGCAUGGCCAAAAACCAAAUGCGCAGUGGUAUGUUAUUCUCUUGUAAUGUAGCAUUUCUUCACAUUAAGUAAGAGCUUUUGAAUUUCAUUUUCUAUGAAUUUGUUUUCAUAUCCUCUCUCCAUUUUUUUUCUUACAAUCUCCAUCUAUUUAUCCUCAUUAAUUUUAAAGCAAAUUCAAGACAGUAUCAUUUUAUCUGGAUGUAUUUCAGUAUACAUCUUUUUUAAAAAGGACUUUAAAAAUACUUUCUUACCAAAUAUCUAUAUGAAAUGUCAGUGUUUUUUUGUUGUUUUUGUUUUUUUUGCCAUCUGGGUCAUGUGGAAGUUUCCUGGCCAGGGACUAAGCCCAUGCCACAGCAGUGACAAUGCCCACUGCUUAACCUGCUGAGCCACCGGAAACCCCCCAAAGUUUAUAUUCUUGAAGCAGGAUCUGAACAACAGUCCACUCAUUGCAAUGGUUAUUAUGUCUCUUUUUUCCCCUGCAAUAUUUUAAUAAAAAAACUCAAGUAUUUGAAAACAUUGAAUUAAAAACAUGCCUAUAUCUACCACAUUGAUUUUACAAGUAACAUUUUGCCAUAUUUUCUUCAUCAUGUAUCUGUGCAGCCAUCAGUCUAUAUUUCUUUAUGUUAAAGUCAUAGACAUCUGUACUUGAUUCUUAAGCUUUUAGCAUCCGUAUUAUUAAGCAGACUCCUUGUUCUUGAAGUAAAAUGUACAGUGAAAGUGAACAAAUGUAAAGUGUACCACUUGAUGAAUUUUGAUAUCCAGCUGUGUAACCCAAGCUAUGGAACAUUUGACACAUCAGAAGAUUUCUUUAGUAAUUCUUGCACCUCUCCCAUCCCUUCUUGUUAGGAUUUUGUUUUCACCAUAGGUUAGCUUGGCCUAUUCUAGAACUUCGUAUAAAUGGAAUCAGUAUGUGUUCUUGUAUAAAUUUGUACUCGGCAUGUAUUGAGAUUCAUCUACGUGUUUAAGCUCUUUGUUCCUUUUCAUUGCUGAGUAGUACUCCAUUGUGUCGGUAGGCCACAGUUUACUCUUUCACUUGUUGGGUGAACAACUGAUGGGCACUGGGCUGUUCCAGUUUUUGGCUAUUAUGAAUAAAGUUGCUAUGACUCUUGUGC